Molecule: messenger RNA, 1698 nt
Organism: Racocetra persica
Lineage: Eukaryota; Fungi; Glomeromycota; Glomeromycetes; Diversisporales; Gigasporaceae
Source: the annotation of a GenBank genome assembly
AUGGCAUCAUCAUCAAGUUAUGAUCCUCCAAUAACAAGUCGAUUACCUCCAGAGAUUUUGGGUCAUAUUUUUGCACAUGUUAGCCCUAACGAACUGAGUACUCUUAGUUCAGCAAUAUUAGUGAAUAGAGAUUGGUGCAAAAACAGUGUACCUUAUUUAUGGAGCGCACCAUUUUCUUCCGUAUUUAUAAGCGAAAAUUUAUAUAAAAUUAUUCCAGUAUAUCUGUCUUUCUUGAGUCCCGAAACACGAUCAAUACUGAUUCCAAAUGAAAUAACACCACCAGUAAUAUCACAAGCUACUUUCGAUUAUCCUUCUAUGUUGGAAGAACUAAAUUUUGAGACUCUAUACCUGGCAGUUUAUAUGUGGUCGAAGCAUGAAAAGAGACAAAAAUCUGUGAUUAAUCCUGUGUAUAGAUCACCUUAUUCGCUUGAAACCUUACAAGUAACGACUUCUGAUUCAAAAAAUGAUGAUCCAAUUGUCUCGAACUCUAUGGAUGUUGUUAUUUAUCAUUUAGUGACAGAAAUAUGUAAACUCUUAAUGAAUCGUUCUCGCAAGAUUCAAAACCUUUUUUUUAAACGAUCUGGAAAACUUCGUGCCGUAGGUGCAAAUACUAACGAAACACAAUUGUUUGCAUGGAUUGCUGUAAAAAUUUUAGACGAUAUUCCGAAAUAUCAAGGUGCUAUCUAUUGUUUACGACAUCUUCGAAAACUUAUAGUUGUAGCAUCAUAUUGGAUUGGAAAGCCAUUAUGGAAGCUGUCUUCGAUUUGUCAUGACAUUGUCACGCUUGAAAUUGAUGAUAUUACUUAUAGAGCUGAAGAGUCUCAAUCUACCACGAAUGAAUUAGCUGCACUUAUUAAAAACCAGCGCAAUCUUCAAAAUUUCUACUUCCGUUAUUCUCCGUUAAAGACCACUCCAAUUUUUUUUGCACUAGAAACCCAGGCUCAUUCGUUAAUAAAUAUCGAAAUCGAUGACAUUGACAUUGACAUGAAAUCUAUGGAAUCCUUGACACGUUGCAAAAAUUUGGAAACUUUAAAAUUAAUAAGAUUAAGAUGUAGAGGCAAAGAAGCAUUUAAACCAUUAGCACACUCAAGAUUUCCAAAGCUCAAAAAUUUUGGUAUAAAGCUUACGAAAUGGUCAUACCUAGCAGACCGAUGUAAUGAAGGUUUAUCGAUUGAAGACUUUAAUUCAAUAAUUCAAAAUAAUGGCCAGAAUUUGCAAGAAAUACGUCUGGAAGUAAAUUUUAAAAAAUAUUCAACAACCCUCGGCGUCGUGGGAGAAUAUUGCCCUAAUCUUGUGGAUGUCACAGUUGGUGGUGAUUUUGAUAAUGUGAAUGACUUAGUAUCCCUGUUAAAGCGGCCUUUACGCCUCCAUAAACUUACAAUUCGAGGUGGUGCUUCAUCGUUUAAUGGCGAUGGAAUUCUACCACCAUUUAAAGAACUGGAUGCGAUGGCGAACUUACGUCAAUUCUCGAUUGAUUGGAUGAUAUCAGCUACUUCAAUGGCAACUUUAUUGGAAAAUUGGGAUGCACCUAUUAUACAUUUAAUGUUUCACUGCGAAGGCAAUACCGAUUCACAUGCAAAAAUAAUUCAAGCAUAUUUUCAUGAUCAAAAAAAUAAAAGAAUGUUGAAGGAUGUAAGUUUUGCCGUUGCUUCGGAUGGUCGAGAUUCCCUUAUUGGCGUUGGAUUUAUUGAAGGAUAA